Molecule: messenger RNA, 3668 nt
Organism: Mus pahari (shrew mouse)
Lineage: Eukaryota; Metazoa; Chordata; Mammalia; Rodentia; Muridae
Gene: Il31ra
Product: interleukin 31 receptor A
Exons: 17
Coding region: 420-2579 (719 amino acids)
Biological process (GO): cytokine-mediated signaling pathway
Cellular component (GO): signaling receptor complex; external side of plasma membrane
Molecular function (GO): cytokine binding; cytokine receptor activity
Source: RefSeq, a predicted model, not a curated record
UUAGUGCUGUUCUGUGAUCAGCCUGGACUUCCCGAAUAUAAACUUGAAAAUUGAGUAGUUCUCUUGAGUUGUUUACGGCCUCUCAGAUGACACUUCCUUUAAUGUUGAGUGGUGUAACAGAAGCAGAUGAUUAUUUAUUUAUUUGUGCCAUUACAGUAAAUGGAACUCAUUUCUCAGCAUAAGUGAAAGCCACUAUCCGACUCUUGGAAGUCAGAGCUGGGCUCUUCUACACUCAGUGCACAAUGCUGAAUGAAUCCAAGAAAUCCAGCUGUUGAGGUCUAAGUUUCUAGAAAGUCACUGUCCCCGACUGUGACUGCUCCAGCUUUGCCUCCGGGUGGGCUGUAUGGCGCUGUGAACUGUUUAAAGCUUCUAUUUGAAACCUUCACGAAUAACAGCCUCUGGGUGUGAAUUCUGGAAUAAUGUGGACCUUGGCACUGUGGGUGUUCUCUCUCCUCUGCGAAUUCAGCCUGGCAGUUCUGCCGACUAAGCCAGAGAACAUUUCCUGCGUCUUUUACUUCGACAGAAAUCUGACUUGCACUUGGAGACCAGAGAAGGAAACCAAUGAUACCAGCUACAUUGUAACUUUGACUUACUCCUAUGGAAAAAGCAAUUGCACUGUCAAUGCUACAGAGCCUUCAUAUUCUUUUCCCCUUUCCUGUGCAAUGCCCCCAGACAACUGCAGUGUUCAAGUAGAAGCUCAAAAUGGAGAUGGUAAAGCUAAAUCUGACAUCACAUAUUGGCAUUUAACCUCCAUAGCAAAAACUGAACCACCUAUAAUUUUAAGUGUGAAUCCAAUUUUUAAUAAAAUGUUCCAGAUACAAUGGAAACCCCGUGAAAAGACUCGUAGGUUUCCCUUAACGUGCAUGCUUCGGUUCAGAACUGUCAACAGUAGCCGCUGGACAGAAGUCAAUUUCGAGAACUGUAAAUGGGUCUGCAACCUCACAGGACUUCAGGCUUUCACAGAACAUGUCCUGGCUCUACGAUUCAAGUUCAGUGACUCAAGAUAUUGGAGCAAGUGGAGCAAAGAAGAAACCGGAAUAACUAUGGAGGAAGUUCCACAUGUCGUGGACCUGUGGAGAAUUCUGGAACCAGCUGACAUGAAUGGAGACAGGAAAGUGCGAUUGCUGUGGAAGAAGGCAAGAGGCGCACCAGUCUUGGAGAAAACGCUUGGCUACAACAUACAGUGCUUUGCAGAGAAUAGCACUAACCUCACAGAGAUCAAAAACGUCACCGCCCAGCAGUGUGAACUGCUUCUGAGGAACCAGACAUACUCUGUGUCCGUGACUUCUUUUAAUUCUCUUGGCAGUUCCCAAGAGGCCGUCCUGAGGAUCCCCGAUGUCCACGAGGAGACCUUUCAGUGCAUCAAGAGCGUGCAGGCCCACAUAGCCGAGCCCCUGCUGGUGGUGACCUGGCAGAGCUCCAUUCCCGAGGUGGACACUUGGAUAGUGGAGUGGCUCCCAGAGACUGCCGAGUCAAAGUUCCCUGCCCUUUCCUGGGAAUCUGUGUCUCAGGUCACGAACUGGACCAUCGAGCAAGAUAAACUAAAACCUUUGACAUGCUAUAAUAUAUCAGUGUAUCCAGUGUUGGGACACCAAGUCGGAGAGCCAUAUUCAAUCCAAGCUUAUGCCAAAGAAAAAGCUCCGUUAGAAGGUCCUGAGACCAGGGUGGAGAACAUCGGUCUGAGGACAGCCACAAUCACAUGGAAGGAGAUACCCAAGAGUGCCAGAAAUGGAUUUAUCAACAAUUACACUGUAUUCUACCAAGCUGAAGGUGGAAAAGAGCUCUCCGAGACUGUUAACUCUCAUGCCCUGCAAUGUGACCUGGAGUCUCUGACACGAAGGACCUCGUAUACUGUUUGGGUCAUGGCCAGCACCAGAGCUGGAGGUACCAAUGGGGUGAAAAUAAACUUCAAGACAUUGUCAAUCAGUGUGUUUGAAAUCGUCCUUCUAACAUCUCUAGUUGGAGGAGGCCUUCUUCUACUUAGCAUCAAAACAGUGACUUUUGGCCUCAGAAAGCCAAACCGAUUGACUCACCUGUGUUGUCCUGAUGUUCCCAACCCUGCUGAAAGCAGUUUAGCCACAUGGCUCAGAGAUGAUUUCAAGAAGUCAAAUAUGAAGGAGACUGAAAACCCUGAGAACACCGAAGACAGGGUCCCAAAGCCAUGUCCCGUCUCCGCGGAUCUCAUUGACAAGCUGGUAGUGAACUUUGAGAAUUUUCUGGAAGUAGUUUUGACAGAGGAAGCUGGAAAGGGUCAGGUGAGCAUUUUGGGAGGAGAAGCGAAUGAGUAUGUGACCUCCCCAUCUAGGCCCGACGGUCCCCCAGGGAAAAGUUUUAAGGAGCCCUCAGUUUUAACUGAGGUUGCUUCCGAAGACUCCCCCAGCCCAUUCCCACAGACUUCGGGAAUGGCAGAAGAGGCAUACUCAGAAUUGGCCAGGCAGCCUUCGUCUUCCUGUCAGAAUCCAGGGCUAGCGCCUUCCGGUGAAGAGCAAGCUCAGAAUCCGUAUUUGAAAAAUUCAGUGACAACCAGGGAAUUUCUUGUGCAUGAAAAUAUUCCAGAACACAGCAAAAGAGAUGUCUAAGAGCUGCUGUGGCGCGAAGUCCUCAGAGACUGAAUGGAUCUCUUCCCCAGAAAAGACACAGAGACUUCCAGAAACCGCCUCUGACCCCUCCCUGUUCAGUUUGCUGCAGAGCUGCCCGGAAAUUGGUGACACGGAUGUGGACUUAGGCCAGGAAGAACGGAAUGCUUUACAGGGCAAAGGAAGUUACUUCCUUCUGGGCGCUCUCGCAGGGGCCCCUUGAAAUGAUGGCCUCAAGAGAAGGGCCAAGCUUCGGGGCUUCUUAAAGGACGCCCCCAGGUGGACGUGUCAGAUCUUCUCCCCAGGAACCAUGUUGUCCUUGGCCAUUGCUGAAGCUACCCUCAGGGUCCAGGACAGCUGUUUUGUUGGCACUUGACUCUGGCAGGAACCUGGUCUCUACUAAUUCUUCUAGGGACACCUUCUCCCCUUCAUGCGGAGGCCAGGAGUAGAAUGGGUUCCUCAUUGUAUGCCAGGCUCCUCAGUCCUUGCUCCAUCUCAGGGUCUUCAACAAUGCCCUUUCUGGGACUCUCCAUCACCCACUUACAUUUAUUUUUGCAACAUGGGGGAUUGAGCCCAGGGACUUGUUUAUGCCGAGGCAAGUGUUCUACCCAUCCCACUCACCCCGAGUUUAUUACACCUUGACUGCUGCUAAAUCAAGACAUUCCAGAAACCUCCAGGAAGACACUGGCAUGGGCUGUGGGCUAGGCAGCAGGUCAGCCUGCUUUGUAGGCCAUUUCCUCUGUCCUGUGCUAUACCUGGUACCGGAAGGCACCAAACGAGGUACUCGGUGGCUUUUGUUCAGAGACACAGACUUGGGGCCCAGGAGUGCUUUCUGAGAAGACCCUGAAAGGGCCUCUUCCCAGCCACCUUGAGCGAGGCCUGGUAAGAGGUAGCACUUAGCAACCAUAUCGCUGCCUUAUGAGGACUUCUGCCCCUUGGCUAUAGCCAAGCACAGAGCUUGUGACAUGAAGGCGCCUUUGGCAGAAGUGCCCAUCACAGGAUUUGUUUGCUUAGGCUUGGGGAACUGUGUGGCUGCACACAGCGGGCCACCCUCUGGUCCCUUUGUCUUGUUCUCAAGCCUGGGAAGUGACU